Molecule: messenger RNA, 7290 nt
Organism: Diorhabda carinulata
Lineage: Eukaryota; Metazoa; Arthropoda; Insecta; Coleoptera; Chrysomelidae
Gene: Oscillin
Product: glucosamine-6-phosphate isomerase
Exons: 5
Coding region: 249-5534 (1761 amino acids)
Biological process (GO): carbohydrate metabolic process; D-glucosamine catabolic process; N-acetylglucosamine catabolic process
Cellular component (GO): cytoplasm
Molecular function (GO): identical protein binding; glucosamine-6-phosphate deaminase activity
Source: RefSeq, a predicted model, not a curated record
UUUAGAAUGCAAAAUUUUUAUGUUAAAUUAAACUGUUGGCGAUAGUGAUAAAAUAAUUAGGUUAAGUUUAUAAUGUUAUGUCAUUGAGGUGCUUUAUUUUUAUAUAUAUAUAUAUUUGUUAUUUUAUGAUUUAUUAAAUAGAUCUAAUGACUGAUAUACAAAUUAUUACGGAAAGAAUCUGUUGAAAAUUUUAUUUAUCCCAUAAACGAGAAAUAAGUGCAUUUAAAGUAUAAAUACGUUUGAACAAAAUGCGAUUAAUUAUUUUGGAUUCAGCUGAUAAAGUAAGCGAAUGGGCGGCAACGUAUGUAAUGAAAAGGAUAAAUGAUUUCGCCCCAUCUCCGGAUAAAUAUUUCGUUCUUGGAUUGCCAACGGGGGGCACUCCGUUAGGCAUGUAUAAAAAAUUAAUAGAAUUUCAUAGAGCGGGAAAGAUAUCUUUUAGGUACGUUAAGACUUUCAAUAUGGACGAAUAUGUAGAUCUACCUAAAGAUCAUCCUGAAAGCUACCACUAUUACAUGUGGAACAAUUUUUUCAAACAUAUAGAUAUUAAUCCAAAAAAUGUUCAUAUAUUAGAUGGAAAUGCACCAAAUUUAUUCGCCGAAUGUUCGUAUUACGAACAAGAAAUAGUCGAAGCAGGAGGAGUUGAAUUAUUUAUCGGAGGUAUUGGACCAGAUGGACACAUAGCGUUCAACGAACCAGGCUCUUCAUUAGUUUCUAGAACCAGGGUAAAAACCUUAGCCAGAGAUACUUUAAUUGCAAACGCACGUUUCUUCGAUAAUAAUGUAGAGAAAGUGCCCAAACAAGCACUUACUGUUGGCGUGGGAACAGUAAUGGAUGCUAGAGAGGUAAUGAUACUUAUUACUGGCACCCAAAAGGCUUUCGCUUUGUAUAAAGCCGUAGAAGAAGGCGUUAAUCACAUGUGGACGGUAUCGGCUUUCCAACAACAUCCUAAUACUUUAAUGAUAUGCGACGAGGAUGCCACUUUGGAAUUACGAGUAAAGACUGUUAAAUAUUUUAAAGUUUCAUAUACUGGAAAUUCGGUCAAUGAAAUUAAAAAUAUUAUCGAUAAAAGUGAAAGAGAAAAAAUAAAACAAUUCGAGACUGUUCCCAGUGCAGAAAAACGAACGCAGCCUAUAGAAGAUUCAGAUUCAGAAUAUGUUGAAAAAAUAAUUGAAAUAAUACAACCAAAACUACAAGAUUCAGUUGAAGCUGUAGCUGUUACAGAAGAUAUCGAUGCAAAAGAAUCGAAAGUCACUGAAGAGUCAAGUUAUACAAUAUUAAAAAAACACAAAUUAGAAGAUGAGUCAGAAAUAACGACUUUUAUGUUAAAAUCUACACAAGAACCCAAAUUAGAAGAUUCUCUCAUGCCCUGUACAAUCUCAUAUGAUACAAGAAUGAAAUUUGAUCCAGAAUCAAAACUAGAAGAAAUACCGACCGUUGCUGUGGUUCAAGAAUCUGUUCAAGAACCCAAAUUAGAAGAUUCAGUUAUACUCGGAACAAUUUCAUUUGAUACAAGAAUGGAAUUUGUUUCAGAACCGAAAUUAGAGAAAGUUGGGUCAAAAUUAACGACGGUGGUACCCAGAAAUAUGUUAGAAUCUGUUAAAGAACCCAAAUUAAAAGAUUCGAAUGAACCUCAAGCAAUUCCAGCUGAUACAAAGAUGAAAUUUGUUGCAGAACCAACUGUUAAAGAACCCAAAUUAGAAGAUUCAUAUGAGCCUCAGACAAUACCACUAGAUGCAACUAUGAAAUUUGUUAUAGAACCAAAAUUAGGAGAAGUUAAACCAGAAUCAACGGCGAGUGUUGCUGAACCUAUUAAUACAACGUUAAAAUCUGCACAUGAACCCAAAUUAGAAGAUUCAAUUAAGUCUCGGAUAACACCCAUUGAUACAGGGAUUAAAUUAGAAGAAAUUGGGUCAAAAAUAUCGACUGAUGUUAUGGUACCCGGUAAUAAAAUGUUAAAAGCUGAUGAAGAACCCAAAUUAAAAGAUUCGAAUCUACCUCAAGCAGUACCAACUGAUACAAGUAAGAAAUUUGUUUCACAAACAAAAUCAAGAGAAGAUAGGCCAAAAAUAUUGGCCAUUGCUGCAGAACCAACUGAUACGACGAUGAAAGCAGCUGAAGAACCCAAAUUAGAAGAUUCGAAUGAACCUCGAGCAGCACCAUUUGGUACAAUACCUAAAUUAGGAGAACUUAAGCCUAAAGUAUUGGAUGUAGCUGCAGCACCAACUGGUACAAUGUUAAAGACUGUACAAGAACCCAAAUUAGAAGAUUCAAAUGAACCUCGAGCAGCACCAUUUGGUACAAUACCUAAAUUAGGGGAAGUUAAGCCUAAAGUAUUGGAUGUAGCUGCAGUACCAACUGGUACAAUGUUAAAGACUGUACAGGAACCCAAAUUAGAAGAUUCAAAUGAACCUCGAGCAGCACCAUUUGGUACAAUACCUAAAUUAGGGGAAGUUAAGCCUAAAGUAUUGGAUGUAGCUGCAGAACCUACUGGUACAAUGCUAAAGACUGUACAGGAACCCAAAUUAGAAGAUUCAAAUGAACCUCGAGCAGCACAAUUUGGUACAAAGAUGAAAUUUGGAGGAGUGGAACCAAAAUUAACGGCAAUUGCUGCAGAACCAACUGGUACAAUGUUAAAGAGUGUACAGGAACCCAAAUUAGAAGAUUCAAAUGAACCUCAAGCAGCACAAUUUGGUGCAAAGAUGAAAUUUGGAGGAGUGGAACCAAAAUUAACGGCAAUUGCUGCAGAACCAACCGGUACAAUGCUAAAGAGUGUACAAGAACCCAAAUUAGAAGAUUCAAAUGAACCUCAAGCAGCACAAUUUGGUGCAAAGAUGAAAUUUGGAGGGGUGGAACCAAAAUUAACGGCAAUUGCUGCAGAACCAACCGGUACAAUGCUAAAGACUGUACAGGAACCCAAAUUAGAAGAUUCAAAUGAACCUCAAACAGCACAAUUUGGUACAAAGAUGAAAUUUGGAGGGGUGGAACCAAAAUUAACGGCAAUUGCUGCAGAACCAACUGGUGCAAUGCUAAAGACUGUACAGGAACCCAAAUUAGAAGAUUCAAAUGAACCUCAAGCAGCACAAUUUGGUGCAAAGAUGAAAUUUGGAGGGGUGGAACCAAAAUUAACGGCAAUUGCUGCAGAACCAACCGGUACAAUGCUAAAGACUGUACAGGAACCCAAAUUAGAAGAUUCAAAUGAACCUCAAGCAGCACAAUUUGGUACAAAGAUGAAAUUUGGAGGGGUGGAACCAAAAUUAACGGCAAUUGCUGCAGAACCAACUGGUGCAAUGCUAAAGACUGUACGGGAACCUAAAUUAGAAGAUUCAAAUGAACCUCAAGCAGCACAAUUUGGUACAAAGAUGAAAUUUGGAGGGGUGGAACCAAAAUUAACGGCAAUUGCUGCAGAACCAACCGGUACAAUGCUAAAGACUGUACAGGAACCCAAAUUAGAAGAUUCAAAUGAACCUCAAGCAGCACAAUUUGGUACAAAGAUGAAAUUUGGAGGGGUGGAACCAAAAUUAACGGCAAUUGCUGCAGAACCAACUGGUGCAAUGCUAAAGACUGUACGGGAACCUAAAUUAGAAGAUUCAAAUGAACCUCAAGCAGCACAAUUUGGUACAAAGAUGAAAUUUGGAGGGGUGGAACCAAAAUUAACGGCAAUUGCUGCAGAACCAACCGGUACAAUGCUAAAGACUGUACAGGAACCCAAAUUAGAAGAUUCAAAUGAACCUCAAGCAGCACAAUUUGGUACAAAGAUGAAAUUUGGAGGGGUGGAACCAAAAUUAACGGCAAUUGCUGCAGAACCAACUGGUGCAAUGCUAAAGACUGUACGGGAACCUAAAUUAGAAGAUUCAAAUGAACCUCAAGCAGCACAAUUUGGUACAAAGAUGAAAUUUGGAGGGGUGGAACCAAAAUUAACGGCAAUUGCUGCAGAACCAACUGGUGCAAUGCUAAAGACUGUACGGGAACCUAAAUUAGAAGAUUCAAAUGAACCUCAAGCAGCACAAUUUGGUACAAAGAUGAAAUUUGGAGGGGUGGAACCAAAAUUAACGGCAAUUGCUGCAGAACCAACUGGUGCAAUGCUAAAGACUGUACAGGAACCCAAAUUAGAAGAUUCGAAUGAACCUCAAGCAGCACAAUUUGGUACAAAGAUGAAAUUUGAAGGAGUGGAACCAAAAUUAACGGCAAUUGCUGCAGAACCAACUGGUACAAUGUUAAAGACUGUACAGGAACCUAAAUUAGAAGAUUUGAAUGAACCUCAAGCAGCACAAUUUGGUACAAAGAUGAAGUUUGGAGGAGUGGAUCCAAAAUUAACGGCAAUUGCUGCAGAACCAACUGGUACAAUGUUAAAGACUGUACAGGAACCUAAAUUAGAAGAUUUGAAUGAACCUCAAGCAGCACAAUUUGGUACAAAGAUGAAGUUUGGAGGAGUGGAUCCAAAAUUAACGGCAAUUGCUGCAGAACCAACUGGUACAAUGUUAAAGACUGUACAGGAACCCAAAUUAGAAGAUUCAAAUGAACCUAGAGCAGCACAAUUUGGUACAAAGAUGAAAAUUGAAGGAGUGGAACCAAAAUUAACGGCAAUUGCUGCAGAACCAACUGGUGCAAUGGUAAAGACUGUACGGGAACCUAAAUUAGAAGAAUCAUUUGAGCCUAAAACAUUUGCUUCUAUUUCAGAACCUUCUAUCGCACUGUCGAGUUUCGUUAAAGAAUCCAAAACAAAUUCCAUUGUUGGGGAACCAACUGCAACAGCAUUGAGAUGUAGAGAACCAAAAGCAGACGAAAAAUUCGAAUCUAAUGACAAAUCAUCCGAAUAUAUCGAAAAAAUCAAAAGUAGCAAAUCGGUGACUUUCAAAGAACCCGAAACAGAAAAAAUUUCAUUACCCGAUAAAAACGUGGAAAUAAAGCGAAUUUCCGAUAAAACGACGCAACAUACGGAAAACGUCGUAUCCGCCACACAAACGCGACCGAUAAAAACGCAUAAAGAAGAAUCGGAAUCAUUAGAAAAGACAAUAGACAAUAGACAAAUCGAAUCAACGGUAAUAAUCGAUAGAGAGGAACCACUUCUCGCCGAAAAACAUCUAGAGGCAAUUAAAUCCAGUAGGAGUAUUCAAGUGCCGCACGAGAAACCUCCGGAAUCGAUGAAAACUAACAGAUCGAUCCAAGUAUCUGACGAACCCGAAGCGAAACAUUUCGAACCGAUUUUAUCGAGUAGGAGCGUCCAAGUAUCCGGUUCCAUACAAAUUGGAUUCGAAGACGAAACGGUUUCUAGUAGAUCGAAUAUCGAUAAACGAUUAGAAACUAAUCGAUCUACUGAAACGUGUCGAUUUAUGAAAAAAAUUAGUACGACGGUACCGAGUUUUAGUGUCGAUUCGUCGAUUAUUAAAUCCGGAGGAUGUUCCGGUAAAAUAACCGCCACCAGGAAUCAGUCUCAAUGUUCUAUUAAGUUGAAGUGUAUCGAAUCGUUCGCCGCCGUUCAACGGUCUAAUAAAAAUCGAGACGGAAAAUCGAAAAGUGAAUCGGCGGAAAAAUAAUUUUUUUUUUAUAUAUAUACAUAUAUAUAUAAAUAUGUACCUCUAUGACGUUUAAAUUUAUUUGUUUUGGUAUAAAAUAUUUUUUAAAUCUAACAAAUUAAAUAUGAAAUUAGCCAGCUGCGGUAUCGGUGUAUAAAAACAAUUUCGUGAAAAAAUUUUCCUCCUUUUUAGCCAGGUCAACACUACCCCGGCCCUGCAGAGGGGCAACUCCUAUAUGAGGACCUAUUCUAAUUCGUCUUCCUUCUAUAAAAAAAAAAUCGUGCAACGAAUCUCUCCCAUUUUUUUUUGAGUGUCUAGUUUUUAUUUUUAAUUGAAAAAUUUUCUAAACAACCCUCGUAUAGAUUGAAUGAAAUUGUGUACUUAUUAAUUGGUUGGAAAUGUAAUGAAAAAUGUGGAGAUUUGAAAUUUUUGUACUGAUUGAAUGCAAGGUGUAUGAUACGGAGGUAUUUCGAAAAGUAGUACUAAAUCUAUUUUUUUGGUUUUGAUAUGUCUUUUUUUUGUCAUUUUGACAUUAAAAAAAUAUGAAAAACUUGCUAUAAAUACUUUUUUAAAUGUAAUUGAUUAUGUUACAAGAAGUUUGAACCGUUUUUUCUUAUUGAAUAUACGAGGAUACUUCGAAAAGUAGUAUUCAAUCUAUUUGACGGUUAAAAUAUACUUUACUUGUCAUUUUGACAUUAAAAAAAUAUGAAAAACUUGCUAAAAAUACUUUUUUAAAUGUAAUUGAUUAUAUAUCAAAAAGUUUGAACCGUUUUUUUUAUUUAAUAUACGAGGAUACUUCGAAAAGUAGUAAUAAAUUUAUUUGACGGUUAAAAUAUACUUUACUUGUCAUUUUGACAUUAAAUUAAUAUGGGAAAAUUGCCGAAAAUGCGAUUUUAAGUGCAAUUGAUUGUAUAACAAGAAGUUUGAACCGUUUUAUUUCUUUAAUAUACGAGGAUACCUCGAAAAGUACUACUAAAUUCAUUUGACGGUUAAAAUGUACUUUACUUGUCAUUUUGACAUCAAAUGAUUAUGCCAAAAUUGCGAUUUCAAGUGCAAUUAAUUGUAUAACAAGAAGUUUGAACCGUUUUUUUUUAUUUAAUAUACGAGGAUACUUCGAAAAGUAGUAUAAAAUCUAUUUAAUGCUUCAAAUAUACUUUAAUUGUCAUUUUGACAUUAAAUGAAUAUGAAAAAAUUGCUAAAAAUGCUUUUUCAAUAACAAUUAAAUUAAUGCAAAUGGAAUUAUACUGUUUUUUUUUUGUUAUUUUAUAUACAAAGGCACUUCUAAAAGUAGUCAUGACUAAUAAAUAAUAUUUGCUCAUUAAAAAUUAUCUAAUUUCACAUAAAUACGUAGUUACGACGUUAAAAUUCAAUAGAAAUAACAAGUAAGUACAGUUUAGAUGUAUACAGGUUGUCUCAAUAACAGUAGUAACAUUUAUUUUGUUAUUUGUUCAUAUUUUCGCAAACCCUAUAUUGAAAACAUACACUAAUUGUAUACUUUUUUACGUUACAUAAUUGUUUUUAUAUUUUUUUUCCCUAAAUUCCCAACGUCUCCAAGUAUUUUUCCAUUUUCUUUUACCAAUGUUCCCUUUUACGACCCGUAUAGUUUUAUUUGAUAAAUAUCGUGUUUUUAUAUUAAAUUUUCAUUAAAAAUCUUCCCCUAAACGUUUCAUAUAUAUUUUCGCCUUUUUUAUUGUGACUAACAAUUUUUUUUUUCAAUUUUAUUUUCGUUUCUUUUUUAUAACAAAUUAUAUUUCACUUUGUAUUGAUUAUAUUUAUC